Notolabrus celidotus (New Zealand spotty) is the source of this 1279-nucleotide messenger RNA. Its product is annotated as protein FAM180A. NCBI's taxonomy places the organism in Eukaryota, Metazoa, Chordata, Actinopteri, Labriformes, Labridae. Bases 6 to 509 code for a protein of 167 amino acids. The record is from RefSeq and is a predicted model, not a curated record. The transcript is spliced from 3 exons.
UCAGCAUGCAGUGGUGGGCUCCUCUCAUCGUUGUUUACCUGUCUACCUGCCUGGAAGCCAUUCAGCACCAUAGAAAAGCUCUGUAUCCAAAUGCAUACAGGAUAAAGCGUGGGACAUAUUCGCUGAUCAAUCCAACGUUCCAGCGAUCCAUGGAGGACGUCAACCUGCUGUUUGAGAUCCUUCUCGCUGGAAUGCAGAUCCAAGAUGGCGACCACACCAUGUUCAUCCCAGACGAGGAGCUGGCCUCCAUGAGUAGCGUGAAGAAACUGGAGGUCAUCUGCGAGGACGUCCUUCCGAGGAAGCUCACUGAAAUCAGACGACUAACGGCAGAGCUCGCCCAGCGCGGGCGCCCUCUGAGCCAGGAGGACUUUGAGAGGACUGUGCUGACUCUGGUGUACAGCGCUCAGACAGUGGCUCGGGUCGGGGACCAGCGGCAGAGGGAGGCGUGGACGGACUCUGUGACGGAGUUGUUCAAAGCCAUUCAGAAAGAUCUCAGGCUGUCAAUUUAGCCUUCCUUCAAAUACCAAACUUACAGUGUUGGUGGUUGAGUGCAUGUUCAAAGAAGCCAGAGUGGUGGUCUGUGUAUGUUCUAUGUCAGGAAACUUAAAACACACAACGUCCUAUUUCAAUACCACUUUGAAGGUGUCUCAAAAACUAAAUGAUAUGCACAAUAUGUACCAUGACAAUCUGCAAUAGACAAACAUGAAGAAGCUGAAGGUUAUUUGUGCUGGAUUCAACCUAGAGACUGUACCUGAGGAGGCAAAGUAGCCAAACAAGUGUCUUCAACCUGCAUUCUAGCUAAAGGCCAGCAGGGGGAGACUCCUAUGGUUGAAAAUGAAACAGAGGAUAAUUUGACCCUUCUCCUGAUUUGAUUUCUGACCUCAGUUAACAUUUCCUUUUUGAUUUUAAGGUCUCAAUCACUUAUUUGGAAUCUUCUGGAAAACAUCAUGUCGUUCAUUCCAUAACUCAUGGUUCCAUUUAGAGUAAAAUAGAUGAUAAUGGGUGGGAUGCUUUAGGGCAGUUGUUCCCAAAGUGGGGGUCGCGAGACACUGUUUGGAGGGUUGUGAGAUGCCUUCCAAAAAAAUACUAAAAAUUUAAAAUUUCUAUCAAUUGCAAACAUAUAUACAACAAUUGUAGAUACAUUUUAGAUUAAAUCAUGUAAAUAAAAAACGUCAUCAAUUUAUGUCUUUACUUUGUUGCAUGACCCUUGACGAUGUUAUGCUGCUCCUAGCUUUUUUUUAAAUUACAAAUAAAUACAGCUCUGAAAAAAUUUAAGAGA